AUGGGGUUAAGGAUGUCAGAAUCAGCUAAACCUUAUUUUGCAAUGGUCUGUCUUCAAUUCGGAUACGCCGGUAUGAACCUUGUCACUAAAACUGUCCUUGACCGCGGUAUGAGCCAUUACGUUCUUGUUGCAUACCGCAACGCUUUCGCCACAGCCGCUAUCGCACCUUUCGCUUUUCUCUCCGAAAGGAAAGUGAGGUCAAAGAUGACGUUUUCUAUAUUCAUGCAAAUAUGUCUUCUUGCUCUUCUCGGGAUGGAGAGAGUGGAGCUGAGAAAAGUAAGAUGCCAAGUAAAAGUGGUGGGGGCUUUAGUGACAGUGGUUGGAUCCAUAUUGAUGAUAUUCUACAAAGGUCCUUUCAUCAAUUCCUUCCGAUCUCACCUCACCACCACCACCGCCACGCCCGGCGGUGGCUACCUUAAAGCCGCCGUCUUCCUCCUCCUCGCCUCCGUCUCAUGGGCGUCGUACUUCGUUCUUCAGGCAUCGACUUUGAAGAAAUACUCGGCCCAUCUCUCGUUAUCAACCAUGGUGUGUUUCAUGGGAACGUUACAAUCUUUAGCCCUGACUUUCGUAAUGGAACACAAUCCUUCUGCUUUGAACAUCGGUUUAGACAUGAACCUUCUCGCUUCUGCUUACGCGGGAAUAAUGUCUUCGAGCAUAGCUUACUACGUUCAAGGACUUAUGAUGCAACGAAAAGGACCAGUCUUUGUCACUGCUUUUAACCCUCUUGUCGUUGUCAUUGUCUCCAUCAUGAGCUUCUUCGUUCUCGGCCAAGGAAUCUACCUUGGAGGAGUUAUUGGAGUGGUUGUUUUAACGGUGGGAGUCUACGCCGUGUUAUGGGGCAAGCACGUAGAUGAUGACGGUGAAGAAUUACGCCGUGAAGAUAACAUUUUAGAAGCCGUUAAGUGUUGUAGUGGCAUUAAUGGUCUCUCGACAAUGCCGAAAAUCGUUGAAGCUGAUGAGGAUGUUGAAACCGGGAAAGUUACGAUGGUGGAGAAGGAAUCAUCGGUGGUGGUUGUGGUUUUUUGUAGUGAAAAUGUGGAUAACGUUUCACGAUGCUAA
Arabis nemorensis is the source of this 1059-nucleotide messenger RNA. The record is from the annotation of a GenBank genome assembly. Lineage: Eukaryota; Viridiplantae; Streptophyta; Magnoliopsida; Brassicales; Brassicaceae.